AUGAAAAAAGCUCGAACAGGUGGAACGGAAGAGAUUAUCGACCAUCUCGAAGAGGAUAUCAAUCACGAUGACGAAGAUAAAAACUUUGAAAUUGAAGAACUCUAUAAAAAGAAGAAAAGCUAUUAUGAAAUAUUAGGAGUCAAAAGAAAUGCUACUCAAAAGGAAAUUACGGAAGCCUUUAGAAAAAAGUCUCGGAAAUGCCAUCCCGAUGCUCAACGAUUAACUUCUGAACAAAAGAAAAUUUUCAAACAAAAAGAAUUGGAAGAAUAUUUUGAAGAGAAACAAAAACAACUGAAUGAAGCCUAUGAAGUACUUUCUAAUGAAAGAAAGAGAGCACAAUAUGAUGUUCUUGGCAAGUGUAUCACAUCGUUGGUAUUAGCCGAUGACUCUGAGAAUGUUUCUUUUCAAGAAUUAAAAGAAAGAUAUAAAGAUUACAAGAGAGAACAACGAAGGCAAUUACGAGAUUCAAAAACACAAGGAGCAACCAGUGCUAAUUUAUCCAUGGAUAUAUCUGGAUCAUUUCUUAGUGAAGAAGACUUGGAAGAUGCAUAUAUUGAACAAGAUGGUCAAACCUAUCGUGUCAUUAUACCAAAAGUAUCUUUUACAAAUUCAUCCUUUUCUCAAACCUUUCAAACACCAAUUUCAAAAUUAGAUACACUGAUUUUUCAUGGAAAUGCUAAUUGUGAUCAAUUAAGUGCUGAAAAUAUUUCACAUACCAUUGCUGUACAAUGGAGACAUACAAUGGAUCCAACAAAAGAGGCCACACAGUUCGAUCUUGCUACUGCAUUUAGUACUCAGAAUCCAAAUGCUUUGACUUUGAUUGCCUCUGGAAGUACAAAAUUAUCCGAUUAUAGUUUUGGAUCAAUGAAAUGGAUUGGACAAUUCAAUGGUAUUAGUCCAACCUUUAUGAAUUGGUUAUCCAUUGCUGGUUUUCAAUUAGUUUACAAGAGACAAUUAUUUUCUGAUCAUAGUUUGUUUGGCUCUAUUCAUGUUAGUUUUCCUCAAGACAAUAAUGUUUCAUUUGUGUUAGAUAAGAACUUUGAACAUGAUGGAUCUUCUCUUUCAACAGAAUUGAGAUUGUCUCCAACAAACUCACACAUUUCUUGUGAAUUUAGAAGAAACGUUCCAGAAUGGAUACGUGCCUUGACCAAUUUGGGACGAAGUGUGCCAUCGAUACAUCAUGAAGAUCUUUCGAAUUCUCCUGUUGAAAUGGUGACUGAUGUGACUCUCACAACAAGUUCCGAGUAUGACAUUGGAAUGAACAUGAUGUUAGUCAAGACCAUUGGAGAUGAAACAGAGAUUGGAUUUGGUGUUGGAGCAAGUAAGGAAGAAGGAAUUCAAUUGAAAUUUAGUUUGAAACGAUCGGACAGACAUCAUUUCACUCUACCCAUUGUCUUGACUCAUUCCUUUAAUUGGAAAAUGUUACUCAUGGCAACUCUGACACCCAUUACAUGUUACACUUUACUUGAGAAUUUUGUAAUGAAUCCUUUAAUGAACUAUUGGAGAAGAAAAGAAACAAAAAGUAAGCGAAAAGAGAUCUAUCUUGCCACUCAACACAAACGACAAGUUGCUCUUCAAGAAUUGGAAAAGAUUCGAGAAAAAGCUUUACAAUCCAGAAAUGCAGAAGAAGAAGUGAAUGGUUUAAUUAUCAUUAAUGCAAAAUAUGGAGAUUUAGAACAUGUGGAUGAUGAUGUGAAUGAAUAUCCUUCAUGGAUUGAUUUAACAGAUCAACUUCAAUUCUUAGUGUCCAAUUCUAAAUUAUAUCUUCCAGAGUAUAGCAAGUCAAGAAUGGAAGGAAGUUUUGAUCCUGCACCUGGUUCUCCAAAAACUCUACUCGUUUGGUAUCGAUUCAGAGGAAAGACUCAUCGAGUGGAAAUUGAUGAUGAAGAAGAGUUGAAAAUUCCAUUGGUCGAAGAUGUGAUUGAUCCAUCACAAGAAGAGGAAUCCAACAAGAAGAAGAACUCUUCUCGUGGUUUCCAUCAUGGUGGUGGUGGUACAAGUGGUGUGGAUUCUUCACAACAACGUACAAGCUCUUCUUUUGAUGAGGAUGAGGAGGAUGAUGAUGAUGAUGAGGACUCUUAUGAAAGUGAUGAUUAA
Naegleria fowleri is the source of this 2097-nucleotide messenger RNA. RefSeq lists its product as uncharacterized. The transcript has 3 exons. Gene Ontology annotation, biological process: cristae formation. The record is from RefSeq and is a predicted model, not a curated record. The coding region runs from base 1 to 2097 and encodes 698 amino acids. NCBI's taxonomy places the organism in Eukaryota, Heterolobosea, Eutetramitea, Acrasida, Naegleriidae.